Hippocampus zosterae (dwarf seahorse) is the source of this 2854-nucleotide messenger RNA. It is a transcript of the gene avil, whose product is annotated as advillin. Gene Ontology annotation, biological process: actin filament severing; actin polymerization or depolymerization; cytoskeleton organization. The record is from RefSeq and is a predicted model, not a curated record. Gene Ontology annotation, molecular function: actin filament binding; phosphatidylinositol-4,5-bisphosphate binding. NCBI's taxonomy places the organism in Eukaryota, Metazoa, Chordata, Actinopteri, Syngnathiformes, Syngnathidae. Gene Ontology annotation, cellular component: cytoplasm; actin cytoskeleton.
AGCCAAUCAGAAUCCUUUAUGUCAUCAUUGCCUUUCUGUCCAUGAUCUUAAAAGCCCCGCGUUGCCAAAGUAAUGCGUUGUUCCGACGGAGAUUGUUGCACCUCUGCCUGAGCAAGUCGAACAUUUUAAUCAAAUCUCUUGAGGAAUCCGAUUGGGCAGAACUUUGUGAAAAGUCCCAAACACGCAAAUGCAUGCAAAUUCUCUUGCCAGCUGCAUUGAAUGAAAGGACUUUUUGUUGUAACCAAGAUCAACUCUUUGAAGGUGAAAUUAACAAGGAAUCAAAGCGGCCCACCACAACGCCGUGCAACAUGGAGUACACAUUUAGAGCCGUAACUCACACCCCUGGGAUUAUCAUCUGGAGAAUUGAGAAAAUGGAGCUUGUUCAAGUCCCCGAGAAGUCCUGCGGACAUUUUUAUGAGGGUGACUGCUACGUUGUUCUCUAUACCCAGAAGGUAAAAAACUCCCUCCACUAUGACAUCCACUUCUGGAUCGGCUCACAGUCCUCUCAAGAUGAGCAAGGUGCCGCUGCAGUUUACACCACCCAAUUGGAUGAUUAUUUGGGUUCCACACCGGUCCAGCACAGAGAAGUUCAGGAGCACGAGUCCGACGUGUUCAGGGGUUAUUUCAAGCAAGGAAUAAUCUACAAGAAAGGUGGAGUUGCGUCGGGCAUGAGGCACACUGAAAUCAACAGCUACGACGUACAGAGGCUGCUUCAUGUCAAAGGGAGGAAACGGGUGGUGGCCAAGGAGGUGGCACUGUGCUGGAAGAGCUUCAACCUCAGCGAUGUGUUUUUACUGGACACCGGGAAAACCAUCAUUCAGUGGAAUGGACCGAAGAGCAACAAGCAGGAAAGACUUAAAAGUAUGCUGUUGGCCAAAGACAUCCGAGACAGAGAACGAGGAGGUCGGGCGGAGAUCAAGGUGAUUGAAGGUGACCAGGAGGACAACUCCCCUGACAUCAUGGACAUGCUAAUUGGCGUCCUUGGGGAGAGGCGCAUCCAUCUGACGGACGGAUCUCCUGACGAAGGCCCUCACAAGGAACAAACGGGAAACCUCACUCUUUAUCAUGUGUCAGAUGCUGAAGGGCAGAUGAAGGUCGUAGAGGUUGCUCGCAGGCCACUGGUUCAGGAACUACUCAACAAUAAUGACUGCUACAUCCUGGACCAUGGUGGGUCAAAAGUGUUUGUGUGGAAGGGGAAGAAAGCGAAUAAAGCCGAGCGGCAGAUGGCCAUAAGCAGAUCUUUGGAGUUUAUCAAGGCAAAAAACUAUCCCGGCACAACAAAUGUGGAGGUGAUAAAUGACGGCGGCGAAUCGGCUCUCUUCAAGCAACUGUUCCAGACGUGGACAGUGAAGGACCAGACUCAAGGCCUGGGCAGAGUACACACAAUGGGGAAAGUUGCUAAUGUCAGACAGGAGAAAUUCGAUGUGUCUCUGAUGCACGAGAGGCCAGAGAUUGCUGCGCAAGAGAGGAUGGUGGACGAUGGCACAGGCCAAGUGGAGGUUUGGAGAAUUGAGAAUCUGGAGCUGGUGCCAGUGGACCCUCAACGUCACGGCUACUUCUACGGAGGGGACUGUUACUUGAUCCUAUAUACUUACCUGGUGAAAAACAAGCAAAGCUACUUGCUCUACAUAUGGCAGGGCCGCCAUGCCACACAGGAUGAACUGGCAGCGUCUGCGCUCCACGCCAUAGAUAUGGACCACAUGUACGGUGGGGCGCCGGUUCAAGUGAGGGUGACCAUGGGUAAAGAACCAAGACAUUUUUUGGCCAUUUUCAAAGGCAGAAUGGUCAUCUUUGAGGGGGGCUCCUCUAGAAAAGGAAUUUCGGAGCCAGAUCCAUCAGUGCGACUGUUCCAGGUUCAUGGUUAUGAGCCCGCCAAUACGAGAGCUAUUGAGGUUCCAGCGCUGGCUUCUUCUCUCAACUCCAAUGACGUUUUUUUGCUUAAGAGUCAGUGUGGACUGUACUUGUGGUGUGGAAAGGGAGCAAGUGGAGAUGAGAGGGACAUGGCAAAGGAGAUCAGCUCCGUGAUUGGACACAACUUGGAAGGACUCCAGAGCCAGAUUAUUGCAGAGGGACAUGAGCCUUUCGAAUUCUGGGAGACGCUCGGGGGACAGGUUCCCUAUGCCGAUGACAAGAGGCUGCAGCAGAUGGUUUUGGACCACGAGCCACGCCUUUUCGAAUGCUCCAACAAGUCGGGACGUUUCAAGGUGACCGAGGUGACCCAGUUUACACAGGACGACCUCAAUGAAGAUGAUGUCAUGUUACUAGACACGUGGGACCAGGUGUUUUUGUGGAUUGGCAAAGAGGCCAACAGAGUAGAACGCAAAGAGGCAGUGGUGAGCAGCCAGGAGUACCUGCGCACACACCCGGGUGGUAGAGAUCCAGACACCCCUAUCAUCCUGAUCAAGCAAGGGUUCGAGCCGCCCACCUUCACUGGCUGGUUCACUGCCUGGGACCCUUACAAAUGGAGUGAGGGGAAGAGCUAUGAGGAACUGAAGAAGGAGCUGGGAAACGCAACGAGCCCUGUUGAUGUUCUCAAUAUUUACAGCAGUGUUGAAAAUGAUGCAAGCUUUCAGUGUUUUCCGGCUGAGGUUUUGGUCAAAACGCUAGUAAGUGAGCUGCCUAGAAACGUGGACCCCACCCAGAAAGAGAGGUACCUCACAGACUCAGACUUCUGCCACAUUUUCGGAAUCACCAAAGACGAAUUUGCAAACCUGCCAAAAUGGAGACAACUCAACUUGAAAAAAGAAAAGGGGCUGUUUUGACCGAGAAAUAGAGAGAAAUCUUCAUCUCACUGCGCAACAACUCCAACUACUGAGUGCAUUGUAAUAAAAAAUAAUUAGACAAGUGACAUGUA